This is a messenger RNA of Gymnodraco acuticeps, 1824 nucleotides long. RefSeq names its product procollagen-lysine,2-oxoglutarate 5-dioxygenase 1-like. Gene Ontology annotation, molecular function: procollagen-lysine 5-dioxygenase activity. Gene Ontology annotation, cellular component: endoplasmic reticulum. The coding region runs from base 2 to 379 and encodes 125 amino acids. The transcript has 3 exons. Gene Ontology annotation, biological process: peptidyl-lysine hydroxylation. NCBI's taxonomy places the organism in Eukaryota, Metazoa, Chordata, Actinopteri, Perciformes, Bathydraconidae. The record is from RefSeq and is a predicted model, not a curated record.
CAUGAACCAAAUCAACUUUGAAAAGGAGUGGCACAAAUUCCUGCUGGAGUACAUCGCACCGAUCACAGAGAAGAUGUAUCCUGGGUACUACACCAAGUGCGCCACCCCUCUGAACUUCGUGGUGAGGUACAAACCUGACGAGCAGCCGCUGCUUGCGCCUCACCACGACGCCUCCACGUUCACUGUUAACAUAGCUCUGAACAGCAAGGAAGUAGACUACCAGGGUGGAGGCUGCCGGUUCCUCCGCUACGACUGCUCCAUCGAGGCCACUCGUAAAGGCUGGACCCUGAUGCACCCGGGCCGCCUCACGCACUACCACGAAGGCCUGCCCACCACUGGGGGGGUGCGCUACAUCGCUGUGUCCUUUGUAGACCCUUGAACACAUCACCGGCUCCAAAGCCAACAGGCCACUCUGCUGACCGCAUCCGAACGCAUCACGGCUCUCCACACCUUCGCUCUUCUCUUUCGCUUGUUCUCAUGUUAAAAAUAAUGUUGUUUCUCUGUUACUCUCAUACAACGUCUGACCUAUUAGCCACAGCACCAGUGCUCUGUGACGAAAACACAGCUGCAUAAUGAACCCGAACAUGUUAGCGCCACAUCAGAGGAGAACUGGCUCCACAGUAACACUUCCCCAAAGCUUCUCAUAUGUCAUAUUAGCAGGAGUGAUGUCACAGCAGCAGAACCUGCGCGGGGUCAGCGAGGCAUCGGGGGGCCGGCUCCCCAGGUGGAAGCUUUACAAAUAGACAUUUAUGGUCAUUUCAAGUGAUUACAUUUGUAUGUCUCCCACAAUUGUGUCAUCGUUUCACACUCCACCUGCCUUGGGAAAGUGCCUUGUUAUGGUGUUUUGGGUCCUUGGAUUUAAGGGAAUUGGAGCCUGGAAAUUCCUGGAAUGAGAUUUUCUAUAAGGUGAAAAAUGUGAAAGAAAGGAUGAUAAAACAUUGUCCUCUUGUGAGUUAGAAAACAGUGAUCUUACAGCGUUGUGUAGCCUGCUGUAGGGUACAUGAUCCAGGAUAGUCACAGAGUUUAGUAUCAUCAUUCACCUGAAAAUGAGAUUAAGGACAGAGGGUGUCGUUUUCCUCAUACUGAUAUUCUGAACAAUCUGUGCUGUUGUAUUUGCUGUAAAGUGUCUCUACUGUAGGCUAUUUUUAUUAUAUGUACAGCACUUUGGCUCGACCAAAAAUCGUUUAUAAAUGUGCUAUAUAAAUAAAACUUGAUUUGAUGAUUACAUUACAAAGACAGCUAAGAAUUAACAAUGUUCCGCCAGAUGUUAUCAGGAAGUAGCUCCUAUGCUAACAUGCAGCGGGAACACCUGAUCAGAAACGUCUCACACUCCAACCUCAUCUCACCAGCUUUAUUCUCCUAAGUAGACGUGUUACUUUAGUCCCAGUUCUGAACUCAUGUGUGUGUAGAACAAUGUUGACAUUUUCAGUCAGAAGCUACGUUGUAGUGUUCAGACCCCGUCACAUGGACUCCUCAGGAAACCACCAGCUCCAAUUUUUUACCAAAGCUUGUGGAAAAUAUUGUUACAUUUACACUAGCUGUCCCAUUCUGUGUUGCUAAAGUACAUCUUUACUAACUUUUUCAACAGACACUUCCAAAUCCUGCUAAGGCUCUCUUAUUUAUUGUGUGUAUAUAUCAUUUGAUAAAGGCCACACUCCCUAAAUAGUUUUGCAAUAUAACUGCAUUUUGGGAGAGAUACUGAAGUCCUUCUCUGGCGCACUCACUGAUAUCAGCUGAGUUAAAGUUUUACAUCUAACGUUGUCAUUUCUUGUUACCAGCCAUCACUGAGCUAAGACUACAACUUGAAUAAAUCUGUGAACCAAA